Elgaria multicarinata webbii is the source of this 5006-nucleotide messenger RNA. RefSeq names its product CCR4-NOT transcription complex subunit 6 like (gene CNOT6L). The coding region runs from base 336 to 1988 and encodes 550 amino acids. Gene Ontology annotation, molecular function: poly(A)-specific ribonuclease activity; protein binding. Lineage: Eukaryota; Metazoa; Chordata; Lepidosauria; Squamata; Anguidae. Gene Ontology annotation, biological process: nuclear-transcribed mRNA poly(A) tail shortening. Gene Ontology annotation, cellular component: CCR4-NOT complex; nucleus; cytoplasm. The record is from RefSeq and is a predicted model, not a curated record. The transcript has 12 exons.
AAAUAGUGUGUGUGAGAGAGACACACACACGGUGCGGGAGGGUGGCUCCUCGGUUCCCUCACACGCGUAUACACUCUCCAGACCUGCCAGCGCCGCCUGCCUGCCUGCCUCUCUUACACACUCGUACACACUUUCUUUGCGCGCGCGCGCGUGUGUGUAUGUGUGUCUAUCGCUCAGUGUCAGGCCUGUGACUUCUUCGAGCCCGCACAGCGCCCGGCCCGGCCUGGCCCGGCCGCUGCCUCCUGCAUGUAUUUACUGCCCUCAGCCCCGCCGCCUGAGCAGCCGCCUCAGCCCCGUCGACAGACGCCCAGGGUGCUGGAUGCAGACUAACAGGGAUGCCAAAGGAAAAAUAUGAUCCUCCAGAUCCUCGCAGAAUUUACACCAUCAUGUCAGCAGAGGAGGUAGCCAAUGGGAAGAAGUCCCAUUGGGCAGAAUUGGAAAUCUCGGGUAGAGUGCGGAGCUUAAGUAUGUCACUUUGGUCACUAACGCACUUGACUGCUCUCCACCUCAAUGACAACUAUCUGACUCGCAUUCCACCUGACAUUGCCAAGCUUCAUAAUCUGGUUUACCUGGAUCUCUCAUCCAACAAACUCAGAAGUUUACCAGCAGAACUAGGAAACAUGGUAUCUCUCAGGGAAUUGCUUUUAAACAACAAUUUGUUACGAGUUUUGCCUUAUGAACUUGGACGGCUCUUCCAGCUACAAACACUAGGUUUGAAAGGCAAUCCUUUAUCACAAGAUAUUCUCAGCUUGUACCAGGAUCCAGAUGGGACACGGAAAUUACUGAACUACAUGCUUGACAAUCUAGCAGUUCAUCCGGAGCAGCUGCCUCCAAGGCCAUGGAUUACAUUAAAAGAACGAGACCAAAUUCUGCCCUCAGCUUCAUUUACCGUCAUGUGUUACAAUGUGUUGUGUGAUAAAUACGCCACCCGACAGCUCUAUGGCUACUGCCCAUCCUGGGCAUUAAAUUGGGAAUACAGAAAAAAGGGAAUCAUGGAAGAAAUUAUGAACUGGGAUGCAGAUAUCAUUAGUCUUCAGGAAGUAGAAACUGAGCAAUACUUCACCCUCUUUCUGCCAGCAUUAAAAGACCGUGGAUACGAUGGAUUUUUCUCUCCAAAGUCACGUGCCAAAAUCAUGUCUGAGCAGGAGCGAAAGCAUGUGGAUGGUUGUGCAAUAUUCUUCAAAGUAGAAAAGUUCACGUUGGUGCAAAAGCACACAGUAGAGUUCAACCAAGUGGCGAUGGCAAACUCUGAAGGAUCAGAAGCUAUGCUGAAUAGAGUGAUGACAAAGGACAACAUUGGAGUUGCUGUAGUGUUAGAGGUGCAUAAGGAACUGUUUGGGACAGGUAUGAAACCACUUCAUACGUUGGACAACCAGCUGCUUAUUGUAGCUAAUGCCCAUAUGCAUUGGGAUCCUGAGUAUUCAGAUGUAAAACUUGUCCAGACUAUGAUGUUUGUCUCAGAACUGAAAAGUAUCCUUGAGAAAGCCUCUGGCAGGCCUGGAAGCCCGACAGCAGAUACGAAUUCCAUCCCACUGGUGCUGUGUGCGGAUCUCAACUCACUGCCUGAUUCAGGUGUUGUGGAAUACUUAAGCAAUGGAAUAGUAGCCGACAACCAUAAAGACUUCAAGGAAUUGCGGUAUAAUGAGUGUCUCGUGAACUUCAGCGGCAAUGGGAAGAACAGGGCUUCUGAAGGAAGGAUCACUCACGGCUUCCAGCUCAAGAGCGCCUAUGAAAACAACUUGAUGCCUUAUACGAAUUACACCUUUGAUUUCAAAGGUGUGAUUGACUACAUUUUUUAUUCCAACACUCACAUGAACGUGCUUGGUGUCCUGGGGCCUUUGGAUACUCAGUGGCUGGUUGAGAACAACAUCACCGGGUGCCCCCACCCUCACAUCCCUUCAGACCACUUUUCACUGUUGACGCAGCUCGAGCUCCACCCUCCGUUCCUGCCUCCUGUCAAUGGCAUCCACUUGCCUAGCAGGAGGUAGUGGAGCCCCGCCCCUUUUGAGGGCUGGGACCUGUUCGUUUGUUUAUGGACCUGUACAGUUGUAAAUCAAAGUACGUAGGAGUGAAGUAUGGCCAACCUUUUAAAAGCUGCUGCUUCAAGCUCCUUUCAUUAUGUGUGUGGAUGAUACGAUUUUGCACAUUUUGGGUGCAUAUUGGUACCAUUUGGCACUAGGGCUGGAACCAAAGUUGUUGUUUGUUCCCUUUUCCAGGUUUUUUGAUUUUAAUAUAUAUACACACAUACAUAAACACACACACACACACACACACAUUUUAAACUGGCAAGCUUUAUUUGUUUCAUUGGGAAGCUGCCGUUAUAAAAGGACAAAUCAGACAGGAGGACUUGCAUAUAUGUAUACAUCCAUAGCCGAUGCUUUAUUUCAGAUCCUAACAAAAUGAGCCGUCCCUCCUUCUCCCAACUCUCUCCCUUUUUAAAAAAAAGCAACACCACCAUCCUGAAAUAGAGGAGAUACAAUUGAUGCAUUGGAUCUGUUAGGAAACGUUUAUAAUUGGGAAUAGCACUUACUGGGUUUGUACAUUAUUCAAACUGUACAAACUGCUGUCGCCUCCCCUGCUGGAAUAUCACAUUAAUUUAGAAAGCCCAAAGUGGUGCAGGACAUAAGACUUCCUGCCACAGGAAAAAAACAAACCACACACACACACACACAGGUUGCUCCCAUGGAGAAUUUGCCCCCGAGCAUCUAAUUGCAUAUAGGGCCAAUCCACCAUGGUCUGCUGUUCUACACAACCUCCCCUUUCGGGAUCCUUAAGAGUUUACAUCUUGUGCAAGCCUCAUCGAAGCAAACAGGAGUUUGCAUGCAGCAGGCAGCUUUUCCUGCUGCACAUCUCUGACCCAAUGAACCAUGUGAGUUAUUGUGUAUACCAAGUGCAAACAUAUUCUAACUCAAUCCACAGCUGUCCCUCCACCUUUUUCUUUUAAACUGCAAUCCUAUUCUCCUUUGGAAUUAUUCGGCCAAUCAAGGUAACAGGGGUGUAGGGAGUUACACAGCUUGUUUCUGCCUCCUCCAUGCAAUGAGAAGUGGCUUUUCUGGGUGCACUCCCCCCCCCCCCCCAUGAUGGUGAGAAAGUGUUAGCCAUAAUCAUUCCUCAAAUUACUAUUUUUCCUGACCCUAGUCGCCAAAUAGCCAUCUCAUGCUUUUAUUGAUCCUUUUUGUUUCGUUUUUCUGUUUUGUUUUUCAAGGUGGAUUAGAAAAAACAACGACUCUGCUGGUUAUAUUCCCAACAUUUAAUUGCUCUCUUUAAGAUGUACAUGGAAUUCUUUUUCUUUUCCCAUGCUCCUGGUGGCCAUUUUAAAGCCGUUGUGCCUCCAGAGAUCGAAAAAAAAUCAUAAUGCCAUCUCUUUAGAAAGCUUUGGCUGCAAUCCGUCACAGGCAGCUGCUGAGCAGCCUCUCUGUUCAUUGUGGCGGGCCUUGGGCAGAAUUUAAUACAUAGCCGAUCGAACUACUUGGAGGUUGCUUAACCGUGGCCUUUUGGUGGAUUGAGCCUUGCUUCACAUUUCAAACAGCAACAACAAAGGCAAAACGACAAGGAAAGGUGUUUUUAAGUUUUUCUGUAUUCUGCUUCUUUGCUGCUAUGUAAGAUUCCUUAAGCUUAUAUUUUAAACUUUUCAUGCACUUUACUGUUUCUAGUCUCAAAAUGUGAUAUUUUUAAUAAAUGAGAUUUUUUUUCCAUUAUGUGAAUGAAAAUUUUUAAAGAGCCUAUAUUUGUCUCAUUCAUAUACACUUAAAAAAAGAAAAUAAAAAAGAGUUAAACAGUCAAAUUCGUUUUAAAUCCUAAGGCACUGUCUGUUGUAUAAAACGUAUAUCGUAAGCUAUGUUUUCUCUCCUACUUCCCCAUUUGCUAGCUAUGUAGAAAAACCACAAUAGAAAUUUUGAAUCAGGCUAAAGUAGGAAGUAGAACUCCCUCUUUUUUGUUUUUGCGGGGAUGAUGGAAAGGAACGAUGUGCUUCAGUGAAAACCACAAUUCGCUUUCAAAAGUGCCUACAGCUAGAGAGGCUUUUGCCUUCGUUGGCCUUCAGAACGGGUUGCAUUUGCAUGAAAAAAACCCCCACCAGGAUGGAUCUUCGAACACGUAUCUGCCAUUGAAAACGGCAGCCCUAGCUUCAAUUCCCUCUUUGGUAACAUGCAGCAGAAUUUCCCCUGCAGCCCGCUGUCAUUUCAAGGUGUGCUUCCCCGCCCUUCACUCCACAUCAUUGGCUUCCUCUGGCAGUGGAGGGGAGAGAUUCGACACCACUACAUCAGCACAAGGAGCAAGUUGUAUUAGCUGCAAGGAAUGUGUGGGACUUUCCACUGAGCUGCCGUUUUCAACAGCAGAUGUCUUCUUUCCAUCCAAAGUGUAAAAUUGGUUGUGAAGCAUGAUACGUUUUCUCCUUUCCCUCCCCACCCCCAAUAUUGGUGCAGGUAUCUCUUCUUAUAUACCUCAAAAGUGUUACAUGGCCAUGUAUAUAUAAAUUGACAAAAGCAAUUACAAUAUAGUACUGGAAAGUAGAUUCGCAUGAAAAACUUAAUUUUGUGAACAUUCGCCUUUUCAGUUUUUGUAAGGAUACAAUCUACUGGGAAGUUCUCCUGCUGUUUUACCCAUUGAAAUGAAUGAGAGCUGCCAACUCCUGUUUAUUUCAAUUAGGCUUGGCUAGAAGAACAUCUUGGCUGGGUUGCACUCCAAGUCAUCUACUGUAUCUUCAUUUUGGAGGCAUUUUUUAAAAAAUGUUCUUUCCUGCUCUGGAGGUAUGCACUAACAAUUUCCCUCCUUCUCAUAUGUGCAUGUUAACUAGCAAUGUGAGCAAUAUUUCCUACCAUACUUCACUCCCAACUAUUUUUUGAGAUGUUUGUAUAAAAUGGAGUUUAAAAAAAAAUCUGCCUGUGAUUGUAUAUGAACUGCAGAGGAGCCGGUUUAUUAAAUAAUACAAAAACAUGCAAUCUUUUGUAAUGUUGUUGGGAGGGGGAGGGGAAAUGAAAUAAAAAAAGAUUGGGAAACAUUGUAAA